Messenger RNA from Nerophis ophidion (straightnose pipefish), 983 nucleotides. Its product is annotated as general transcription factor IIF subunit 2-like. Gene Ontology annotation, cellular component: transcription factor TFIIF complex. The record is from RefSeq and is a predicted model, not a curated record. The transcript has 8 exons. Gene Ontology annotation, biological process: transcription by RNA polymerase II; transcription initiation at RNA polymerase II promoter. The coding region runs from base 119 to 886 and encodes 255 amino acids. NCBI's taxonomy places the organism in Eukaryota, Metazoa, Chordata, Actinopteri, Syngnathiformes, Syngnathidae.
CGGAAAAGCGGAACCUCAAACUUCCGGCUGUUCAAACUUGACCCAAAUCAGAGACGUUUAAAAUUCACCUGUGCGGUUCAUGUUUCUUCUGCCGAAUUGUUGUUAAACUUUGGUAAAUAUGUCUGAAAAGGGUGAGGUUAAUCUCGCUGGAGCGAAGAAAAGCAAUGGUGUGUGGCUCGUCAAGGUUCCCAAAUAUUUGGCCCAACAAUGGGACAAAGCGACAGAGAAUGGAGAAGUGGGGAAGAUUACCAUAGGAAAGAAGCAAGGCAAAACUAAGGUUUCUUUCAGCCUGAACGAGGAGCUGACAACCUUAGGUGCGGUCGGGGAGAAGGACGCACCUGUGCAGGUCCCCAGGGAUCAUCCCUUCACUAUGAACUCGGUGGGUGGGCAAACCCUGGCCGUCUUCAGCCUGGGUGACCAAGAUGAAAUCAGCCUGGAGGGAACGGUGGUGCACAGAGCUGAAUGCAGACCCGUCGUCAGCGACAACUACAUGAAGCUCAAGAAGGUGCAGAUGAAAGAAGCCCUGAAGCCUCAGCGUUUGUCCCAGCAGCUGGACAGAGCCAUCACCACCGUCUUCAAGCCGGUCGCCAACCACGACUUCAACGUGGAAUACGAGAAAAAGAAGAAGUCUGAGGGGAAGAUGGUGAGAGCUGAGCGACAGGUGGUGUUGGACAUGCUCUUCUCCGCCUUCGAGAAGCAUCAGUAUUACAAUAUUAAGGACCUGGUGGACAUCACCAAGCAACCUGUGACGUACCUGAAAGAGAUCAUGAGAGAAAUCGGUACUUACAACAGCAAAGGUGCUCACAAAAGCACGUGGGAGCUGAAAGCAGAGUACAGACAUUACCGCUCAGGUGAAGAGGACGACGAGGCCAUGCACACGGCCUGACAGGAAGUGGACAUCUUUAUUUGCACACACCUUCUUUUUGCUUUGUUUGCUUCUUCUUCCAACCAGGGAUUUCAAUAAAGUUCAUUUCCUGUGUUGA